AUGUUCUUCAAUUCUAACAGGACUACAUCGCUAGCCAUUUCUUUGUUUGGCGCAGUAUUCAAUUUUGCUCUUGCAGCGCGGCUACUUGGAACUUGGCGGUCUUUCAAAUGGGAAUCAGAAAGCGAGUGGGAGAGCUCCGAGUAUUCAAUAAGUAAGGACGGAGUGCGCCUCGUAUGGGCGUUAUUGUGCGCAUAUUUUGCUGCAGCAUCGGCCAUCUGUUUCUUCGGCCUGGCAGGCAUUAUUCGAGGCAAACCAUCGUUCGUGCGCAUAUAUCGUGACUACAUUGUCGGAGAUUUUGUGUUUGGCACGCUGUUUGCGGCCAUAGGCUCUUACGCUGCUUUCCGCCCAACGGUUCGCUCCAAUGUUUGCGAGUUGUUGUCACGCCAACCGGACAUGCUGCGGGACUUCAUCGAUUUAGGGCUAACUUUCGAGAACUGCGAACCAUGGUUUGAAAGGGGAGUGUUCGCGUUCAUGGUUAUUCUAAUUGUCAUCACCGUUAUUCGCCUUCAUUUCGUAUUGGCUUUAUCGAGUUACUAUACCAUUCUUGUCCGCCAUCAAGGCUUCCAUUCGUCAUCGCACACACCUCACUAUUCGCGCGCUAGCGCUGCCGAAUGGAACCUAGAACGGAUAUAUAUCCUCCCAGUUCGUUCAUUGGCAAGUAAAGCGCCUUGCACGUCCGACCUCGAUCUACAAUUUGUGGACGCACCAGUUUACGCACCAGUCCCGCUCACCCAUGUCUCUCCGCAAGUCGCGGAGGAGCUGCUUGCGAACGCAACCGAAGCAUGGGUUUCUCGAUCUGACUCAACCCAACCUGUGCGACCGCGCAGUCUGUCGCUGGCCCGUCAUCAAUCUGCGGACCGCGGUCCGGGAGCAGCUCAGACUGCUGACCUGAUUUCUUUGGAGAACGAAAAGGCAUGA
Suillus clintonianus is the source of this 918-nucleotide messenger RNA. RefSeq lists its product as uncharacterized. The transcript has 3 exons. The coding region runs from base 1 to 918 and encodes 305 amino acids. The record is from RefSeq and is a predicted model, not a curated record. NCBI's taxonomy places the organism in Eukaryota, Fungi, Basidiomycota, Agaricomycetes, Boletales, Suillaceae.